CAAUUAAAGCAUGGCGGAUCGUCUUCUUCCCCAAGUUCUUCGAGAAGUUUCUACUAUUUUUCUUCUACAGCUCUAGGGUUUACACUUUUCAGGUUUCAGAAGAAGAGAAAGAGAGAAGUGGGUUUCAGUUUUAGGGUAAAAAAAGAAGAAAAGGCGCGUUUUUGAGCUUCAAUUUAGGGUCUAUUCAGAGUGAGGAACAAUGUUGCAGAAUCCGGAGAAAGAAGAGCAAAAAUGGUCCAUUGCAAAAGACUGUGAAGUAGAAGUCUCUUCAGAAGAAGAAGGGUUCGUAGGUGCUUGGUACAGAGCAAUCCUCGAGGAGAACCCGACGAAAUCGAGACGCAAAAAGCUCCGAAUCCGUUACACGACGUUGCUCCAAGACGACAGUUCGACUCCUCUCACCGAAAUCGUCAAACCCAGGUUUAUCCGACCGGUCCCACCAGAUGCCAUGAACGACGGCGUCGUUUUCGAGGAAGGUUCGGUGGUCGACGCCGAUUUCAAAGAUGGAUGGUGGACCGGUGUCGUUGUUAAGAAACUGGAAGAUGGUCAGUUCUUCGUUUACUUCGAUUCUCCUCCUGACAUAACCCAGUUCGAGAGGAAGCAGCUGAGACCUCAUCUUGACUGGACCGACACGGAUUGGGUCCGAGCCGAAAGCAAGGAAUUGAGUAAGUCCUUGUUUAGAUCCGGGACAAUGGUGGAAACGAGUCGUGAGAUUGGUGUACUGGGAGCUGCGUGGGUCCCUGCGAUAGUCAUCAAGGAGACUGAAGUGGAUGAUGAGAAGAAGCUCAUUGUCAAGACUUGUAACAAGUCACUGACCUUGGACGCUGAUGAAGUGAACCCAAGCUUUACCGUUGAUCCGUGCAACGUCAGGCCUAUCCCUCCUCCGUCUGUUGUUGAAGAGUAUAAGCUGCUAGAUCGCGUUGACGUCUUCCAUGGCGAGGGAUGGCGUCAAGGUCUGGUGAGGGGAGUUCUCUCUGACAAACGCUACUCAGUGAGUUUCGUGGCCACAAAGGAGGAGUCGGUCUUCAAACUCUCUGAUCUUAGGCCUUCAAAGGAGUGGGAAGAUGGUGUUUGGCGUCAUGGUCCAAAGAGAAAACCUGAAAAGGAAACUCCUUUAGACGGCAAAAGAAAGAUGUUGUUACCUACGGAAACUACGUUGUCCGACAUCAGUGCGCUCCGCAGACCGAAGAAACUGAAGGUGAUCCGCCCUUGUAAUGCUGCAAAAAGAAGUAGAAAGCAUACCAGAAAAUCCCCGAAUCCUGCAGAAAAUGUCGAGACAGCCACUGAGGGUGAAACGGAACCUGUUGCUGCAAUGGAAUCACCGUUAACUCAGGAAUCUGGAAAUCAAAUGGCUGACGAUAUGAUCAAUGGUGCUGCUACGCCAGUCGUAACCUCUCAAGUGAUACCAAUAGAAAAGGAAUUUGCUCCACCUGAAACCUCUGUCGUAAACGCAGCAAUACCGGUGAGAAAACCAGAGGCUGAAACUCAAGGAACGGCAUCCCCUGAGAAGACCCUUCAGCCAACGAGGAUGGAAAAUGGCUUUGGAGUUAAUUCAACUGGAGAGAAGACGUCUGAAGAGAAUAACAGCAACGAAAACAGCUAUAAAAGGAAAAGAAAAAGAAAGCAUGACUCAAACCUUAAAGAGACUGUGGCUGAUACAAGUGACGAUGAUUUUGGUCGGCUCCUUUCUUCGUGGUUCGUCGCAGGAAAAUCAUCUAAUGAGUUGUCCCCUGAUCGAACCCCCAAUGCGGUUAAGAAGCCCACUGCUGAGGAACCCGGAGCAAAUGAGUGUACAGCGAUGGUUCUGCCUUUUGCGAAGCAGUCACCGAUUUGGAAAGUGUUUGAAUCAAUGGAGGUCUUUAAAACAGUAAAGCAGAGUCCUCAUUUCAUCCCUUUGCUGGAGACAAGAGAAGAGUUCCGUGAAGGGUCAGCUGUGGGUGAGAUGGUGAAAUUCUACAGUCUAUUAGAGAGAGUAGAAAACCUGCAACUUGACACUCCCAAAAGCACACUAGAGGGGCUUAAAGAGUGCUUUUCCAAGCUUGAUAAGUAUGGAUUCGAUGUCACAGCGCCUAUAUCGCGGAUCGACAUGCUCCUCCCUCUCAAAGAUAAACAAGUGAGUACAGUGGAUAAACUAAAAGCUACUGAGAAAGAGAUGGCAGAGGAAGCUAGCAAAAUGCAGAAGGUUGAAGAAGAUCUGAGAGAUAUUGAGCGCAAGAUUCUCGAGCUGCGGAGCCAGAAAGCUGAACUGACAGAGAAGAAGGAUGCUUCAGAGAAAGACAUUGCUCAAAUGCAGCUGUGUACGGAAGAUCUUGAAAAAAAGAUUCAACAUGUGGAGCUUGAGUUUUGCACGAUCGUGUCUGCUCCUUGGUGAUAUUUCCAUGAUCAACCGUAACUAUGAUGAGCUCUAAGAUCUGGUUUUGCAAAUAAAAGCUAAGAUUCAAAGUAAGUAGGAAGACUUUGGCCCUUAUGGUUAUGGUUAUGGUAGAUGAUGCAAUUAGUUUUAAGUUCUUAACUAAUCUGUUUGACUGUUUCUAUGAUGAAGAUAUGAAGACUCCCUGUUCAAUGGUAGUCUGGUGAUUAUGAAAUGGUAAUUUAUGAUAAAAGGGGUUACUUUUCUGAUUCCAUUAGUAACAGGAUAAUUAGUACUGUUUAGUUGUGUAGCUAG
Messenger RNA from Thlaspi arvense, 2662 nucleotides. NCBI's taxonomy places the organism in Eukaryota, Viridiplantae, Streptophyta, Magnoliopsida, Brassicales, Brassicaceae. The record is from the annotation of a GenBank genome assembly.